AUGAGGGACCGUCUGGCAGAGCUGCAGCAGCGCGUGGCGGCCGAGGGGGACCCGCACGAGGACACCCCGGGCUUCGACAACCCGGCACUGGCCGAGGAUGAUGCCAGCCCCGUGGGGCGGGCGCUGCAGGAGGCGGCCGAGCUGUGGCGGGCGCUGGACCAGCUGGAGCAGCUCUCGGAGACCAUCGACAGGACGCAGCAGACGGUGCUGUGCUGCACCUCGGAGCAGAGCAUGGCCCGGGAGAAGCGGGGCCUGGGCGCCGCCCGAACCGCCUUCGCCCGCCAGGCCGCGGCCCUGCAGCCCCGGCUGGGCGCUCUGCCCACGGGCCCGGCGGGGGGCUCGGGGCGAGCGGGGCCCCGCGUGCGCCAGACGCAGCUCUGGCUGCUGGUGAGGAGGUUCGGCGCCGUCCUCGCCCGCCACUACGCCCGGGAGAGCCGCUACCGCCAGCGCCUCAAGGAGCAGAUCCAGAGGCAGGCGGAGCUGGCGGGCAUCGCCCUGGGCGCUCAGGACGUGGAGCAGCUGGCCGAGAGCCCUGCGGGGCCGCGCAUCGUCGGCCAGGACCUGGAGGAGCUCGAGGCCAAGCACCACCUCAGCGUGGCCCAGGCGCGCCAGCGGCAGCUCCUGGAGCUGGAGGCGCAGAUGGCGGAGCUGCGGGGGCUGUUCCUGCAGCUGGAGGGGCUGCUGGCCCAGCAGCACGGGGCGGCCGACAGCGUGGAGCAGCACGUGCUGCGCUCCCUCGACUGCGCCGCGCAGGCCGAGGUGAAGAGGGCCCGGCGGUACCAGCGCCCGUCCCGGCUCUCGGCCCUGCUCAGCGCGGCCCUCGGGCUCUGCAGCUGCUGCCCCUGCCUACCUGGCCCUCGGGGCCUCCGCUGA
Messenger RNA from Chiroxiphia lanceolata (lance-tailed manakin), 873 nucleotides. Its product is annotated as syntaxin-1A-like. The transcript has a single exon. Gene Ontology annotation, cellular component: endomembrane system; synaptic vesicle; presynaptic active zone membrane. Gene Ontology annotation, biological process: intracellular protein transport; exocytosis; synaptic vesicle fusion to presynaptic active zone membrane. Lineage: Eukaryota; Metazoa; Chordata; Aves; Passeriformes; Pipridae. The record is from RefSeq and is a predicted model, not a curated record. The coding region runs from base 1 to 873 and encodes 290 amino acids. Gene Ontology annotation, molecular function: SNARE binding; SNAP receptor activity.